Molecule: messenger RNA, 474 nt
Organism: Lindgomyces ingoldianus
Lineage: Eukaryota; Fungi; Ascomycota; Dothideomycetes; Pleosporales; Lindgomycetaceae
Exons: 2
Coding region: 1-474 (157 amino acids)
Source: RefSeq, a predicted model, not a curated record
AUGUCAGACACAUAUGGCAGCGGUACGGUUGGUGGCGUAGGCUUCGGCAACAAGAUGUCUGCGGACCCUGACCCAAACCACCCAGAGCUUUCUGAACAACACACCACUACCCGCUUCGGCCGCAACGAUUUCCACGCCUACUCUGGUGGCCACGAAACCUACGGCUCCGGUGCCGUUGGUGGUGCGGGAUUCGGCAACAAGACAGCUCCCGAGAGUGAAGACUAUGACAACAGCAAUAUCAGGUUUGGCAGUCAUGGAGAAACGAAGCCGUAUAGUGGACAUACGGAACAUGGGAGUGGGACGACGGGCGGGGCUGGGUAUGGGAAUAAGACAGGGGUUUUUAAGACGAGGAAUGAUUCGACGCUAGGCAAGUUGAUGGAGAAGGUUGGACACGUUACGCAUAAUGAGAAUCUGGCGGAGAAGGGGCGCGCGAAGAGAGAGGUGCAAGGGUUUGGACAAAGCGAGGAAAUGUGA